ACAUCUUGGAUCCAGUGCAAUCUCGUGCGAGCGUGGCUAUCCGAGGCACCGAAGGUAAGCCGUGUGUGCGGGCUGUUUAUUUUUGGUUUUUUCGCUUAGGCAACGGUCUCCCACAAUGGUUUAUUUUAUGAGUAAUGCGUUUCCUGGGUGCGUACCGUCCUGAGCCGUACCCGGGGCGGGUCUGACGAAGGCAGCGAUGACCACGGAAACCAAGAUGAGCAGCUCGGAAGAGGUGUCCUGGAUUUCGUGGUUUUGUGGACUCAGAGGAAAUGAGUUCUUUUGUGAGGUGGAUGAGGAUUAUAUCCAGGAUAAAUUUAAUCUCACUGGAUUGAAUGAACAAGUACCACACUAUCGUCAAGCAUUAGACAUGAUACUUGAUCUUGAACCUGAUGAUGAUCUGGAUGAUAAUCCAAAUCAAUCUGAUUUAAUUGAACAAGCUGCUGAGAUGUUGUAUGGUCUUAUUCAUGCUCGUUAUAUAUUGACAAAUCGUGGUAUUGCACAAAUGAUUGAAAAAUAUCAAGCUGGUGAUUUUGGUCAUUGUCCACGUGUUUAUUGUGAAUCACAACAAAUGUUACCACUUGGUCUUAGUGAUGUACCUGGUGAAGCUAUGGUUAAAAGUUAUUGUCCAAAAUGCAUGGAUGUUUAUACUCCAAAAAGUUCAAGACAUCAUCAUAAUGAUGGUGCUUAUUUUGGAACUGGAUUUCCACAUAUGCUCUUUAUGGUUCAUCCAGAGUAUCGUCCAAAGCGCGCAACAAAUCAAUUCAUACCUCGAUUAUAUGGAUUUAAAAUUCAUCCAUUAGCUUAUCAAAUGCAACAGCAAUCAGCAGCAACAUUCAAGGCACCAUUACGUGCACUUUAUCCCAAUGGAAAACGUUAAGACUCUCGUAAGAAUGAUCAAUAAAAAAAAAAACAAAUAAAUUAUACAGAUAUUAUAAUUUGAUAGAAGAAAAAAAAAAAUCAAUAUGAUUAAAAUUCUACUAAAUCGUCAAAUAAUUUUUCACAGGCAUUAAUUAUUAUCCAUUAAAUUAUAUCAUUUUAAUAAUGAAAAUUUAUAAAAAAAAACAAAAAAAAAAAACUAAAAAAAUAAUAUUCUUGGCUCAUUAAGUUAUCGAUUUAUCAGUACAUUUUUUUUUUUUUUUUUUUCUUUCCUUUUUUAAAUAUUAUUUUUGUAAUAUUUAAGAUUGUCAUUUUGACGAUAUUAAUUGAUUUUAAUUCAAUUAAUAUUUUCAAUCGUGUUAUUUCAAUCAGGGCCUUGCGGCAAUAACACCCUAAAAAUAAUUAAAAUCAAUAAUUGACAAAUAAAAAUUCAUAAUUUAAUAAAUAGAGUAUGUAUGAUAAAAUAUAAAAUCAAUAAA
Molecule: messenger RNA, 1355 nt
Organism: Aphidius gifuensis
Lineage: Eukaryota; Metazoa; Arthropoda; Insecta; Hymenoptera; Braconidae
Gene: CkIIbeta
Product: casein kinase II subunit beta
Exons: 5
Coding region: 197-877 (226 amino acids)
Cellular component (GO): cytoplasm; protein kinase CK2 complex
Molecular function (GO): protein kinase regulator activity
Source: RefSeq, a predicted model, not a curated record